This is a messenger RNA of Oncorhynchus kisutch (coho salmon), 2181 nucleotides long. Its product is annotated as protein mono-ADP-ribosyltransferase PARP4-like. The transcript has 2 exons. The coding region runs from base 376 to 939 and encodes 187 amino acids. Lineage: Eukaryota; Metazoa; Chordata; Actinopteri; Salmoniformes; Salmonidae. The record is from RefSeq and is a predicted model, not a curated record.
UCCCUCCAUACUGUACUGUAGUGCUGUCCCAGUUAGGCUGUGGUCUGGAUGGCUCUGGUCCCCCCCUGCCUUCUCCAAGGCUUCAGCAGCCGCAGAUACAAUUGCAAUUCUUGCACCAAAUGCAGCAGCAAAUGGCUAUGAGGGGGGCGGGGCCUCCGGGGGUGUCGCCACAGCUACAUACCGCCAGCCAACCAAGAAGUAAGAGGAAGAGGAGCACACCGCAGCCCCACCCCUAAUCAUGACGAUGACGACCCCCUACACACACACACACACACACACUCAUAAAAUGACCCCCAGCCAUCUGGUGAGCAAUGCCUUGGCACCUCCCCAAAUCAUGGAGAGAAAACCAACCCCUUCCCCUUCAUGAAGACAUGAAUGAUCCAAACUGCACUCUCCUCCCUCACUGCGGAGACUCUGUUGCCUCCCAACUCCCUCACUGUGGAGACUCUGUUGCCUCCCAACUCCCUCACUGUGGAGACUCUGUUGCCUCCCAACUCCCUCACUGUGGAGACUCUGUUGCCUCCCAACUCCCUCACUGUAGAGACUCUGCCUCCCAACUCCUUCACUGUGGAGACUCUGCCUCCCAACUCCCUCACUGUGGAGACUCUGCCUCCCAACUCCCUCACUGUGGAGACUCUGCCGCCUCCCAACUCCCUCACUGUGGAGACUCUGCCGCCUCCCAACUCCCUCACUGUGGAGACUCGGUUGCCUCCCAACUCCCUCACUGUGGAGACUCUGCCUCCCAACUCCCUCACUGUGGAGACUCGGUUGCCUCCCAACUCCCUCACUGUGGAGACUCGGUUGCCUCCCAACUCCCUCACCGUGGAGACUCGGUUGCCUCCCAACUCCCUCACUGUGGAGACUCGGUUGCCUCCCAACUCCCUCACUGUGGAGACUACAGGCAAAAAUACUUGUUAUUUUGUAGCGGAGACAAGAUGAAAUGUAUGAUGUAAUAAUGGAUAACACUUUCUCACCCAGCACCAUAACACAUAAUGUCACGGUCAUAACACACAUAUUUAGACCGGUUGUGACAUGUAUUGUGUUAUAUGGCUGUUGUGACACCUACAUAAGUGUCAAAACCACAAGGCAAAACAUUCCAUUGCACCGUAACCUACGUGUCAACAGUACGUUUGUUAUUAAAAACAUUUUUUUUUUUUAAAUGUACCAUAUUAAAUAUGAAUUGUAAUUGUGUACACAUUGAUGUCAGACAUGCACCUGGUCCAAUGCUCUGUUGUUGAUGACUGGGAUGAAUGCAGGACAAGAUACCCUCUUUGUGACUGACACAAGGACAUGUACACGAAAGGACUAUCUGAUUAUGACGGGCAUAAAGUGUUGUUUAUUAUUUUUUAUUUUUUUUAAGGAACUUUGCCUGGGGAAAAAAACUGAUUUGAGUUAAGUGUGGGUUUUGACCAGCCAUAAAAUAACACAAUGUCACAACCGGGGUAAAUACAUGGGUCAUAAGUGUGUUGACUGUAUUGAGAGGUUAUGGGUGUAGAGGAAAGUGUUAUCAAUAAUGCUUUUGGUUGGUGUGAGCCCGAAUCAGGUUGUCCCGACGACCAUAGAACUGUUUUUUAGAAACAGAGAACCCACCGUUUUUAAAAUAACCUAUUUUUGAAAUGUGUUAGGAAAUGAUGCGUUCUUUUGUUAGUGGGAGGUGUUUCCUCCCCCGACGGCUGUCCUAUUAUGCCCCCCCCCCCCCCUGCCGGGACUCAAACAGAGCACAACUCAUGGACGGACAGCACAACUCAGAAGACUCCUCGUCAACGACCGUGCCUGAUCCUCCAUGGCUUUGGGUGCAUCUGAAAAUAGGUCACUAAUCCCUUCAUAGUGUACUACUGUUGAUCAGGCUCUGGUUAAAACUAGUGCACUAUGUAGGAAAUAGUGUGCCAUUUUACGGUCACAGAAUAGCUCUCUCUGCGGGAAGAUGAUCAAUGACUCCGAACACAGAGAACUUGUUUUCCCAGCAUGCAAUUGCUGAGUGUGUUUUUCAUACGGCAUUUUCUUGUACUAGUGUGUGGGGAGGGGGAGGGGGGGGGGCGGCUGGUCAGUCAAGAACAAGUGUAUAUUUGUGUGAGACAUUUCUGGGACACUGAGGCAGAAUGUUUUAAAUGGGCUUUAUCAGACGUUUGUUGUGAUAAAGAAAAUAUAUAUUGACAGGAAAAUACACCUUUUAGAGAAAAA